AUGGCAGAAGCAGGUAUUUCAGUGGCUCAGGAUGAGUUUACUUGCCCAAUCUGUCUGGAUCUACUGAAGAAUCCAGUGACCAUUCCCUGUGGACACAGUUACUGUAUGGACUGUAUUACAGACUGCUGGGAUCAGGAUGAUCAGAGGCGAAUCUACAGCUGCCCUCAGUGCAAACAAACCUUCACACCAAGACCUGUUUUAGGUAAGAAUGUGGUGUUUGCUGAAAUGCUGGAGAAACUGAAGAAGACAAAACUUCAAUCCGCUCCUGACUCUGCUCAUUGUUGCGCUGGACCUGGAGAUGUGAAGUGUGACAUCUGUACUGAGAGAAAACUAAAAGCAGUCAAGUCCUGUCUAGUGUGUCUGAACUCUUACUGUCAAAAUCACCUCAACCAGCAUGAGAAUUUCUUUAAAGGUAAAAACCACAACGUGAUCGAUGCCACUGAACGACUACAAGAAAUGAUCUGCAAAAAACACAACAAACAACUAGAAAUCUACUGCCGUACUGACCAACAAUGCAUUUGCUAUCCGUGUAUGAUGGACGUUCACAAAAACCACGACACUGUGACAGCUGUGGCAGAGAGGACAGAGAAACAGGUGUGA
Messenger RNA from Misgurnus anguillicaudatus (oriental weatherfish), 600 nucleotides. NCBI's taxonomy places the organism in Eukaryota, Metazoa, Chordata, Actinopteri, Cypriniformes, Cobitidae. The record is from RefSeq and is a predicted model, not a curated record.